This is a messenger RNA of Monomorium pharaonis (pharaoh ant), 4808 nucleotides long. RefSeq names its product transport and Golgi organization protein 1 (gene Tango1). The record is from RefSeq and is a predicted model, not a curated record. Bases 152 to 4618 code for a protein of 1488 amino acids. The transcript has 19 exons. Gene Ontology annotation, cellular component: endoplasmic reticulum membrane; endoplasmic reticulum exit site. Gene Ontology annotation, biological process: endoplasmic reticulum to Golgi vesicle-mediated transport; vesicle cargo loading; protein secretion. Lineage: Eukaryota; Metazoa; Arthropoda; Insecta; Hymenoptera; Formicidae. Gene Ontology annotation, molecular function: protein binding.
CGUUUCUCAAUCUUCUCUCUGGGUAAUACAAAAUAGAAAAGUUUAAUUAAAAUAAAAAAAUUUAUAUAAUAUUAAUUAAGCUUGGCGCUGCUAUAUCUCCAAAUAUAAUAAACGUUCAACGACAAUAUGACGUAAAAGAAAAAUCUCGAGAAUGAAAUUUUACCUUUCUACACAGCAUGUAGUUUAUGGUCACGUUGCGCGUUUGAGAGGAGAGUGGCAGUGUCAUUGUGCGGUAGUAGGCGUCGGUAGUGAUGUGGAACUUUUCUACGGUGAAAAUAUGACGAAAAUAAGCCCGUUUACGAAUGUUUCGUUUUUACGUGUCGCAACAAUUCUCUGCAUAAUACCGCAAUGCCUGGGUGCUCUGUCCGAUAAACAAUUAUGUUGCGACCCCAAUUGUUCGGUACCCAUUUCGCUGGCCAAGACAACACUCGCCUAUCAAGCUAACGAUCCUGAGGUGAUGUCAUUUAAUGUUAACGUAAAUGUCAAAGUUUUUAGUAAAGGUGCUGGAAAACGAACAGAUUUAUGGGGUGUUGAGAUAAAUGGCAAGCGGGGAUUUGCGCCCAAAACAUUCCUAAACGAAUACAAAGUUCUAAAAUGCUCUUUAUCCCAUGAAGUGCCUGUUUAUAAGUUUAAUGAUAAAACUAGCAAUGUUCAGUCUGAGAAACUUGAGUCAACGGAGGAGCAGGAAGAGAGCAACGAAUUGCAUAAUUUGUUAGAUGAUAAAUUAUCUAAGGAUGAAAAGACACCAUCAUUGAAAUCCAUAGAGAGUAUCAUAGAGGAAUCUCCUGGGAUUAGUGCAGAUAGUGUAUCACCCUCUUAUGAGGUGAUAGAUGGUACCACAGUUUACUUUGAAACUGAUUCAUCUGUGCAACCCAGUUCUGUAGCCGAGGCUGCACAAGCUACUGCAUUGUCAAAUAAACUCGGAUCUAUAGUGGAUCCUGAUUCAAAGAUGGAUCGUGAAGGACAAUCAUCCAAUAAGGAUACAUUUAUCGACAACAAAGAUUUACACUCGGGCAUGGACAACACCAGUAAACUCGAAGAAAUUAAGUUGCAAGUGGAUACUCAAAAACAAACUAGCUCCAAACUAGAAACAAAUGUGCCGCUAGAGAAUCCGGAAGUGAUAAUCACUUCAACCUUAGACAGUGAAAAUAAAGAUGACACUUUGAUGCUUGAUGACAGCAGUGAACAAUCUGAAGAAUUAUUAAAAGAUGUAGAACAUAUGGAAAAAUCGGAUAAUGUGAAGAGUAAUGAGAAAGAGAAAGUUACUGAAAGCGACGGUAUACUAGCCACCAUUACAAACACGUUUAAAAACGUGUUAUCCAGCUCGAUGGAAACUGUGGCAACAGAGAGCAUUAGUGCUCAAAGUGGCGAUGAUACAGCUGCUCCUGAAGUUGUGGUCGAGAGCGAACUGCAAAUAGAGAAAAAAGUUUCUGAAAAUAUUGGAACUGAGACUGCUGCAACUGAAGAUAUUCUUCCACUUAUUCAAGUAAAGGAUUCGAAUAUAGAUCAAAGUAUUACAGAUAAUGAAAAGGUAGAAAUGCAGCAAAAAAUUAUACAUGAAAGUGUUAAAAGUGUGGAAAUUUCAGACGGAAAAAUAAAAGAAGCUUUCACUAUUAUUUCGGAAAGUAAUAUAUCUCUUAGCGAUGUGCCUUCAUCUAAUAAUUUUAUACAUGAAGAUGCUGACAAGCCUGCCAAAGAAUUGCCAACAGCAUCUUCGAUUUUAGCAAAUGAUAGUUCUGCGGCCGCGAACGCUGAUGUUACUAUCCACAUUGAAAAUAUUCAAACACAGGAAACAAGUGAGGCAGAUAAAGUUACAGAAAAUACAAAGGUUGAUAGUGCAGUUACCUCUGAUAAAGAGGAAUCAGCAAUCUUAUUUAAUUUGCAAGAAACUAUUGUCACAAAAGUCACUACUCAAAAAAAUGAACAAAAAUUACUAGAAAAUGAUGAGGCACAUUUAGAAUUUGCAAAGAAAAAUGCCGAUCACAAAGAAGCAGUUGAUCAAGCCGAUAAAAUUAUAAUUACUGAAAUUCCAGAAACUACUACCUUACCGUCUGAAACAGAGAAUAUCACAGCGGAAUCAUUUUUUGAAAGCCAUUCUGUCGAUAAAAGUACAGCAGUUAUGCAAGAAGCAUUAAAUGAUAGCAUUGCGAAUAUUCAAUUUAAUAAAGAAUCAAUUGUACAUAGUAAUGUAAAUAAAAAUGAUGACUUGGUUAAUGAUGCUAGCGCUGAUAAUGUUCCUAUAGAAUCUAAUGAAUUCUUGAACGAUGUAAAAUCUAGCGUUCUCGGAUCGGAGCAAUCUAUAGAUUCUAGUCAAGAGAGCAUGAUCUCAGAGCAAACAAUGACUUCCAAUGAAUUUCUCAAGAAACAAAUUUUGUCAAGUACUGAAAAUUUAGAACAAAAAAAUAUCGAAAGUCAGAUUGUCAAGUCUGUUAAGGAAGAAGAAACCUUACCUGAAUAUGAUGGGCACAUAAGCAGUGAAAAUAAGGUUUUAUAUGAAAAUCAAGAUGAAGAUAAUAGCUUGGAGAAAGUAGAAACCACAUCCAUACCAAGUGGAGUAGAAGAUGUUUGUACGAAUGAUCAUGACUGCAUAACCGAGACAACAACAGAGUUUCUGAACCAAAAGGGAGACUUUGAAAGUGAAGAAGAUAAUGUGAUUGAUUGGACAAGAUUGGAUCAUAAUUACUGGAAGACAUUGAUAUAUUUGUGUGUAACAGCCUUUACAACACUCAUGUUUACCCUUGGAUAUUAUUACAUUGAGAAUAUAAGAAGAGAUGAGCAACUCAUUGCUAGAAUUAAUAAACUUGAGAAAGAGUUGUUAGUCUCAACAAAAGAAUGUGAAGUGCUUAGUGAGAAUCUAAAAUCGACUAAAGAUAAGUUGCAUUGCAUAGAAGAUGAAUCAUUUGGUUCUAACGAAAUGGUUGUAUCGCUAAAAGCUGAUUUAAAAAUGUCACAGAAAAUAAAAAUAGAAUUGGAGGAACAAGUGACUAUGCUGGAGAAGGAUUUAGAAAAUGCGACAGAAGCUGGAUUAGAACUCGAACGUAUGCUAAGAGAGGUUUUGUCGUCGAACAAUGAAGUUAAUCCUCUGGCUCAAUCAGUGGAAGAUCUACAAGCACGAUUAGACGCCCAACAGGCCGCGAAUGAAUCCUUGACAAAUGCACUGAAUCUUAAGACUCAAGAACGUGAGUUUGAUAAACUUGAGAUUGAAACUUUAUCAACAGAGCUUGCCUCUACUAAAAAGAAAUAUGAAGAACUCGAAGUAGAUUUUUUGCGGGAACAGGAUGAAUUGACAACUCAGAAAAACCUUAAAAAUAAUAUAGAACAAACGUUAACAGAUAAAAUACAUAGUUUGGAACAACAAGUAAAUGAGUUGUCUACUGUAAAGUCAUCAUUGCAUAAAGAACUGAAAAGUAAAGAAAUAGAAGUAAAAGAAUUGUUAGAAAUUAUCAAUCAAAUCAAAUCAAAUAACUUAGAUUUGGAAAAGUUAUACGACGUAUCUCGCAUUAAAAUUGAGGCAGUGCAAUUGCGUGAGGAGAGGGACGAAUUAAAGAUGCGCUUAAAUGAUGUUAAUGGUGCUCACCAAUUAUUAGAAGAACAUAUGAAACUUGUUAAGGAAGAGAUAGUCGCGUUAAGUGAUCAGUGUAAAAUAGCUGAAAAAGAAAAGAAAGAUGCAGAGACACGACUCGAGGUUUUAUCAAAGUUCUUCCAAGAAAAGGAAGCGGAACGAAAAAAGGAAGAGACCAUUUGGUUACAGAAUCAAGGAGAAGUUGUAUCGACAGUUGAAAGGUUACACACGAUGCAAAAUGAAAUUCAAAAUUACAAGCAACAAAUAGAGAUGUUAAAACGGGAAAUCGUCGAUCAGGAAAGGGAGUACAAAAAUCAAAUAUCUGCUCUAGAAACAAAAGCACACGAGCAAUGGGUUGCUGCUCGCCAAAACGAGCGUCGAUUGGAAGAAUCGAAAGCUCAGGCCAGCCAAUUACGUAAUCGCCUUACACUCGUAGAGAAAAAUUUAAAUGACGCCGAUCCCGAAGCAAAGCUACAUCGCUUGGAAGCGAACGGGGAAACGGCGACUUCAUUGCCACUGUUCAUAGGACCAGAAUCGUCCAAUUCUCCUGUCAUGUUUAGCGGUUCGGGUGUCCCACCGGUCCCGCCACCUUCCUAUUUGCACUUUCCACCGUAUUUGCCGCCUUUGCCACCAGCCGCUGCAUCUAGUCUACCUCCGUACGAUAUCAGUCAACGUCCUCCACCUCUCGGCGGCAGACUGUCGUCACCUCCACCGAUGUUGCCGCCACCAGCAUUGCAUCGUCCCCCGGUUUCCGGGGGCAGGUACGAGAACGCCGGUUCCCCACCCCCGCCUAUGUCUCCGCCACAUUUACUUCCACCGUUCGAUCACCACAGAUCACCACCGCUACCUCCGUUUGGUGGCGAUCAUAUCCCAUCCCUUCCUCUACCCGGCUCGAUAUUGCCUCCACCCCCCGGGACGAUACCAUGGGGUGAAGAAUCAUUGCCGCACACUCGCAAUUCUGGUUUUCAUCCUCAACGAGAGCAACGUGCGCGAAAUCAUAAAGGUUCCUUACAUUCUUCGGGAGAAUCGCUGGACAAGGCGCAUGGGAAAGUUUAAGUUUUGUAUCUUGUUAUUCAAUAUACUUGUACAAAGGCCAAAUCACUGUAUCAGUGAGAAUGUUCUCAUUGUACAACAAUUAUAAAUAAAUAUGUGAUUAUAAAAAUAGUAUGUCAAAUACAUAUAUAUGUAUAUAUAAACAGAAAAAACGUAUUAUACAGGGAUUCAUUAAACAGUGUCAAUGUUAUUA